Drosophila erecta is the source of this 726-nucleotide messenger RNA. RefSeq lists its product as uncharacterized. The transcript has a single exon. NCBI's taxonomy places the organism in Eukaryota, Metazoa, Arthropoda, Insecta, Diptera, Drosophilidae. Bases 118 to 423 code for a protein of 101 amino acids. The record is from RefSeq and is a predicted model, not a curated record.
UUUGGUCAAUAUCACUUCAGUUCACAAAAGCCACCGGCGCAUGAAGUCGGACUUAAACGGGUUCAGUCAGCCAAAAGUAAAAGUUACCUGCCCGCUUGUGAGAGCAAUUGUGCGAUAAUGAGCGUAAUUACGUUAUUGAUCAAGACUUUGUUUGUGCUCGGAUUGGCCGUGCUUUUGGGACCAGGAAGGGUGGCUGCCUACGAUCCUAAUGAUCCCAAGAUAGCCGAGUGCUGCCUGCCGCCAGAGGGGAUGUUCGAGGCCUUUUACCCCCGUGAGGUGGAGGGAAUCCCCAAUAGCGCCUCGCGACCCGCGCACGGGCAUGGCAGUUUCUUCAAGCACCGGAACCCAGCGCUGGUGGACACCAAGAACGCGGCGGCCUAUGGCUAUAGAUUCGAUGGCAAGAGGCGUUUCAAUUUUGAUUAGUUCCGGCCAUAAUAUCUGUAUUAUUCGCAAAUAAAAUCCCUUUCUGAAAACGUUAAAACAAUUUAUUUUUUCAACGGUAAAUCAAACCGCCAGCGAUCUGGCAACCCUGCUAUGCACGCAUCCCUAAAUUUCCAUUUCCGUGUGACUGACACUUAUGUCUAGAGCAGAAGAAGAAGAAGUCAACAUUUUUUUCUUCGAAAUUCAUUCGUUUAAAAGCGUAAAAAAAAUGUGUUUCUGAAUCAAAUUCAAAUAUAAUUCACAUAAUUCUGUAAAUACCGUUACAAAAGCCAAAUCACCAACACA